AGCCUAUAGAUUCAAACAUGCAUUGUUAAAUUUUUAAAAGGUUUUAUUUAAAUCAUGAUGGCAUUUUAAAAGUAAAAAGUAAAACUAGACCCCCCCACACACACAGUCAAAACAUAACACACAAACUAAUUUAUUAUAAAAUUUUCCUUUUGAAAUCCUAAAAUCGUGUUUACCUUGAAAUUAAUGAGAUCAAAGUGGACUAUCUGUAAGCAGCCAAAAAUGAACCCUUUCAGAAAGACGAGCUGUCUCUUAUUAGCAAUAACAAUCUUUAUUAUUUCAUCACGCUCGGCUAUAUCUCAGCACUCCGCUAAAAGUGUUCCUGGCAGAGUCUGCAGGGUGUGGCGCAGAAACGAACUUAUGAAUGUAUUUUGGAGAAAAAAGAAACACCCAAAAUCCUCGGCAAAAAAGGAGAAGAAAAAGCGUACCCCAGAUGUCAUCUGAAUUUAUGUCUGUAAUUACCUUAUUUUAAUAACACACAGAAUAAAAGAAAGAAAGAAAGAAAGAGAGAGAGAGGGGCCCUCAGACACGCUUAUCCCCACUUACUGCCAAGUGCUUUGCCAAGAACGUCUGCGUUUGAUGUUGUUUUGUUUGUUAUCUGGGUGUUUCUUUCCUUCUUCCUCUCUCUCCCCCAUCUCUGUCUCUUUCUCUCUCUCUCUCUCUCACUCAAUGCUAUUAUGUCUGUCUCUCUGCUACACCGGACUUCACUGCUCCAACACACUUGCGUCACCCCCGUCGAGCCCUCCAGUAAUGACAGUCUGGAUUUUGAAAAGCAAAGAUGAGUCACUGUAGUCGGGAUGAUGGGCAAUAUGAGGUCGGGGAUCAUCAUCGCAGCUCUGGACAAUAUUAUAGCACUAACUCUUAAGCGAACUCAGCCUCUCGAGAGUUUUCGAGAACCAGCUACUGUACCUCAUCAAAAGACGUCUGUUGGGGACAUUAGAGUGCCUGGCAAUCUGGGAUGUUUUAAGGACAACGGCGAUCCGACUCCUUUAUCUGGAGGUUACCAGACCUCCACCGCACUCACCAUUCAAAGCUGCAUCAGUUUCUGUCGCAACCAAAGAUUCAAGCUUGCCGGUAUGGAAUCAGGCUAUGCUUGUUUCUGUGGUAACGACCUUGAUUAUCAUCGUCACGGUGAAGCCCCGAGCACAGAGUGUAACCAUGUGUGUUUCGGAGACCACACCCAGCCCUGUGGAGGAGAUGGUCGUGUCAUAGUCUUUGACACAAAAGUAGGAGCAUGUGGAGGAAAUUACUCUGCGUCCUCUGGAGUGAUCUACUCCCCCGACUUCCCAGACAAAUACCGAGCUGGCAGGGUCUGCUACUGGACCAUUCAGGUUCCUGGCGCGUCUGUCAUUCUGUUCAAUUUUACCUUUUUUAAAAUUGUGGAUCAGACGGAUAUGGUGGAACUACUGGAUGGUUAUUCCAAUCAGGUGGUGGCGCGAUUCGACAGGCGCAAUCCACCACGGGACGUCGUGAACGUCACUGGAGACUUCGUCAUUGUGUACUUUUACUCGGACAGGACGAAUGAAGCGCAGGGCUUUUCUGUUCUUUAUCAUGCUUUGAGAAAUCAAGGAGUCGGUCCAAAUAAAGAGGAUGAGGAAGGUGACGAAGGACACAGCACACUGAGGCCAAAUACAGGAAGCACCACAGCAAAACCCAAUACCAGUCAGAGCGGAAAAUCCUCCCUCCUCUACUAUGUAAUCACAUCAAGUCCAGCAAACAUGCCAGGUCAGUGGCAUGGAUCGGGUCGGACCACGGGCCACAGCACCAUGUGGACCAUCUACGCAUUAGCUGCCCUGCUAACGCUAACAGUCGUAGCCAUGGUAGCUAAGCUGCUACUGCAUCUUACUGUAAAAUCACCGUCCAUUCCCUCAAUCAGCGGUUCGGAUUCGUGCGCCCAAAGCACCACGUCUGAACCUUGGAUCAUCUUUUACAGACCUUCGACCAUCUCUCUGUUUAAAAAGAAACUCAAGAAUCAUCACGGAGACCUCAGUCCUCUUGUGGGAAACUAACUUUAAUGCCUCCGACCUCUACGGCUGCUACUUACUAGCCCCACGUAAUGAAUGCACACACUGUACGCAAAUUGGGCUAUGAAACGGGAACUUACCGCUCCCAAAUUAACUUAAAAUAACCACCGCAAGUCGAUUGUUGGUAAGGAACUUAUGGACCGAGCUUGAUGCCGAUGCGUUGACUCCCGAUUUGCAUCUCAACCAAUCACGAACUCCGUGACAGGUGCACAAAUAAACAGAUUGAUUUGAUUUGCAAAGGAACGAGAUGUUUCUUUCGCCAAGGCAGAGCAACAAAACUUUUUUCAGGGUGGUUUUUCGGGCUGAGACACUAAAAGACAAAACCACUUACACAAUGCCACUGUGCCCAACCAAACCCUCUGGAGGAGAGAUACGAUCCCUUUCCAUCCCCCUACGAUUGCCUCGUAGGUCACCUCUUGUUGGGACAAGGAUUAAAGUCACAAAAUGUAUCGGACAUUCAGGAUUGAAGUCACCUGGGAAAAAAUCUUGAGGGUGUUAGACUCUAGCUGAGCGCCAAAUCUUGCAUUUGCUACAAGAUGGACCGCUCCGACUGUCUUUUGUUAUAUUUGGUCUGUUGAUCGUUGUGCCUUUAAGUGCCUUCAGGACUGAGAAAAGCCUUUUUGUCUUCUAUGUUGUCACAAUGUCUGGAUGAUGUAAACAAGCGUUGAUCCUCCAGAGCUUUGAAUUGCAAAUGAGAAUAAGCACUGGGUAUUUUCACAAGAUUAAUGUAGUCCUGUGGGUGUCAUUGGGCCGUAUUGUUUGUGUCGGGGUUGAGCAAGGGACGCAUCGUGACGAAUUUUGUGUCAUUCUGUGUGGGAACGAUAAAACGCCAUUUGGUCCCCCCACCAAUUCUUUCAAAACUGUUUGCUCUUUCUCCCCGUUUACCCCAGCUUUAGCUUUCAGAUGUUGAAGCACUUCUGCAGUCGGCCAAACCUUGCAGAUCACGUUAAACUUCCAGGUGCGAGGAGUGAGGUCAUUCCUACAAGGAAACAUGGGAACUUUAAUAAUUUUGCAGGUGCUUUAGUCACAAGAUUACAGAAGAAUUGUUUUGUACUCAAUGAGCUCAUGUUUCUGUAUGUUUUAGAGAUAGAGUCAUUUUAAUGUUCGCUGGAGUACAUUCGCACUUGCUGACUAAACAAUUUAAAGGGCCAGUACACCCAAAAUCAAAAAUUGGUCAUUAUGUUGUUUCGAACAUGCAUACUUUAUAAAUCUAGUACACAGCUUUUUUCCAUGCAAUGCCAUUCCUGUCAAUCACCAAAAUGUCUUUUUUGCAUUGAAAAUUUACAGAAAAUCUAUUUGAAACAACAAUAGGAAGAGUCAUUUUAUUGUGGGGUGAAAUAUUCCUUAAGUCGCCGGCUACAUUAUGCACUUUAACUUAUUACUGAAGUACUUAUCUUGUGUAAUGAACAACCAAAAGCAUUUGUACUCUAAAUAUUUUAUUUCAGCAUACCCCUUCAAUCUUUUGAAAAUCAAAGCAAAUUGCGAAAUAGUGUUUAACGAUCUGUAAUAAGACCUCAGUUGAGCAAGCCACCCACCCAACGUGUCCAGUUCCUGUUCUUCCUCAGUCCAAAUGUAUUUGGCUGACCUGAUGCUGUAUUUGGGUUGCGUUCUCAUAUGCACUCUGUGUUAAUCACAGCAUAAAUACUUCAUAACCAAAGUUGUGCAGUGCCCAGGGCUGCCCAUGCAAAAUAAAGUGUCACCAUUCACAGAUAGAGCGAGAGAGAGGCUGUCAAAUCACAGAGAGAGACAAAUCCAAAGUGACAUAAUAUGUCAAACAAGGUCGUUUAUGUUUGGAAAGACCGGUGAAUAAUACAGAAUCCAUGCAGGCCUGAAUGCACUUUUAGCAGUGGAAAAAAAGUGUCAAAUUUUUCUGUGGUUUAUUAAAACGUCAGUGGGCUUUCCUUCGGAGAAACCACGAUGGGAGUCCUAGGUUUUUGGGGAGAGAAUACUUCCAGGGAUAAUGAAAAGAUGUUUUCAUGGAAUUGUAAAUAAAAUAGUGAGAAUUUUAAUUUAUACCAUAAAUUAUUGUUACUUCGGAUGUAAAAUGGGAUAUAUUCUAUCUUUUGUAUAAGUACCUUUGUAGUUUUUAUUUAAUGUGUCCUGAGUGCAAAAAUAAAUAUGCAUGUUUCUAA
Misgurnus anguillicaudatus (oriental weatherfish) is the source of this 4153-nucleotide messenger RNA. It is a transcript of the gene kremen1, whose product is annotated as kringle containing transmembrane protein 1. Gene Ontology annotation, cellular component: plasma membrane. The record is from RefSeq and is a predicted model, not a curated record. NCBI's taxonomy places the organism in Eukaryota, Metazoa, Chordata, Actinopteri, Cypriniformes, Cobitidae. Gene Ontology annotation, biological process: multicellular organism development.